Molecule: messenger RNA, 1503 nt
Organism: Mya arenaria
Lineage: Eukaryota; Metazoa; Mollusca; Bivalvia; Myida; Myidae
Product: mucosa-associated lymphoid tissue lymphoma translocation protein 1-like
Exons: 10
Coding region: 1-1503 (500 amino acids)
Biological process (GO): proteolysis
Molecular function (GO): cysteine-type endopeptidase activity
Source: RefSeq, a predicted model, not a curated record
AUGCCUCAUAAUCUAACACCAAAAAUAAGGGUAAUUUCUCAUCCAACAUCAAAGGAGCUCGAGUUUGGUGAUAGUACCUUGUUUAUGGUGGAGGCUCGAUGUAGUUUGCCCCUCCGAUACCAGUGGAUCAAGGACGGAAAGGAAAUUAAAGGUGCAAUUGGCUUUAAGUACGAGAUCGACAACAUACAAGACGCGAGUUACAAAGGCGUUUACCAGUGUGAGGUCAAGGCCAUGAACAUGACGGUAGACGGGCGGGAAAUUCAGAGCAGUCGCGUGUUAACAAACCCCGCCUUGUUGGAUCUUCAUACACAAUCUGCCAAUCUAUAUAAACCACAUGACAAAGUGGCUCUACUGAUCGGAAACUCUGAUUACCUAUCCGAAAAUUCGUUAAAAGCCCCUCCCAAUGACAUUCGGGAAAUGGCUGACAGCCUCGUUUCAAUUAACUUCAAAGUCGUUAUGUUACUGAACUUAACCAAGCCAGAGUUUGAAAAUGCUGUCAUAGAGUUUUGUAAAUUGAUCGACAAAAACGUGUAUGUAGUCUUCUACUUUUGUGGACAUGGUUUCGAGGAAAGAGGAGUUUCUUAUUUAAUACCAACCGAUGCGCCGUCAAUGUCAUCGCCAGGGGAGUGUGUGAAUACAAGUCUUAUCUUGCACAACUUCCAGAAAAAGAACCCGGCUCUGGUGUUCCUGGUACUGGAUACUUGCAGAAUAUCGGGCAAAGGCAAAUCCUCAGAGCCACCAAGGAAGUUGUUAACAUCGGCACAAAAUCCAAACGUUUGCUACUGCUAUGCCACGAGUUUGGGAUUGAGCGCGUUUGAACGCAAUAGAGAACAGAUAGGUCUCCUGGUAUGCUUUCUUGCACCUUUGUUAAAGAGACCCAUCGGGAUUGACAACCUUGUCAUUGAACUUAAAGAAGAGUUCAGCCGUAGUCCUGAGUACCGUGAUAAACAAAUCCCGGAGAUAAGGUCGAAUGUUUGUGAAACGCGAAGGUCACUGACGGACAAAAUCAUUUACCUCGAACAGAAACAAGCAGACGAUACUAGGAAAAAGUUGUGGAGUACCUAUAGCAACAAGCCGAACAAUCGUGACCUGGCUUUCCCAUUGCUAGGUAUUGUUGUACAGAUUGACUUCCAGUCAUACUAUAACAACCUACUAGAUAUCUUUUUGUUGGUUAAGGAACAAGGCGAGACCAACCAAUGUGCUGCUUUCAUCUCCAAAAUCUCUCCGAUCAUCUCCAAGCGCGGCAAGAUUGAUUCGUUUGAGAGGAACGGAAAAAUUGGAACGAAGACAACCCUUCAAGAUAUUCAGAAACUGAAGGACAAUCUGAUAGUUGACAUCAGUGUUGUUUCUGUGCACCAACGCGAUGGACGACAGUACAGCAGUACUCAGAGCGUUGACCUAGGACUUCCGCUCGUGUCAAAUCUGAAACUGUGGAAGCCCGCAAUAGGCUUUGAGCCCACGUAUCGGGAGCCCCUUGAACAAGACCAAACAGACAGUAUCUGA